AUGGAUGAAAUGGAAGGAAGCUAUAAGGAUGAAUUUCACAAUUUAGAAGCUUAUUGUAAUGAGCUGAGAACUUCAAACCCAGGUUCGGAUAUUAGUGUUGAGGUGAGCAAAGAAGCUUUGGAAAAUGGUAGAAGAGAGUUUAGGAGGAUGUAUGUAUGUUUCAAUGCUUGUAAGGUUGGGUGGAAGGCGGGUUGCAGGCUGUUUAUUGGGCUAGAUGGCACCUUUUUGAAAGGUAAAGCCAAAGGGAUCUUGCUCAAUGCAACUGGCAUUGAUGCAAAUGACUGUUUGUAUCCGAUAGCAUUUGGAUUAACCCAACAAGAAAAUAAAUGCAAUUGGAGGUGGUUUUUACAAUGGUUGAGGCGAUCACUUGAUCUUGAGGAUGGAGAGAAAUUUACACUAAUGUCAGACAUGCAAAAGGGGUUACAUUUAGCUAUACUAGAGAUAUUGCCUAAGUUUGAGCAUAGACUAUGUGCUAGACAUAUCUAUGCAAAUUGGUCCAAACGUUGGAGGGGACAUGAACUACAGAAGAAAUUCUUCUCUUGUGCUUGGAGUACAUAUGAAGAGCAGUAUGUGGAUAACUUGAAAGACAUGGAAGCUUUGAGCAAAGAGGCAGCACAAUCAUUUCUUCCAGUUAUACGUAUGUUUGAAGGGAUAAGAGAGAAAAUGAUGCAAAAAUGGGCUGAUAGUGAGAAAGUUGCUAGCUUAUGGAAGAAUGAGUUUAGCCCAAAGUGUGUUGAUUUAUAUGAGACAAAUAGGAAGCUAGCUGCAGGUUGUAAAGUUGUGUUUAACGGGGAUGAUGGGUAUGAAAUUACUGAGGGCUCAGAGAUUAUGCACUUGCAAAGCAUGGGAGUUGACCAGGGUUCCCUGUCAACAUGCGAUUUGCGCAAUCUAUCAUGA
This is a messenger RNA of Neltuma alba, 897 nucleotides long. RefSeq lists its product as uncharacterized. Bases 1 to 897 code for a protein of 298 amino acids. NCBI's taxonomy places the organism in Eukaryota, Viridiplantae, Streptophyta, Magnoliopsida, Fabales, Fabaceae. The transcript is spliced from 4 exons. The record is from RefSeq and is a predicted model, not a curated record.